AAGGUCCAAUCGGGAGCGUCUGGGGGAGCCGUCACGUGUUGGCGCGGGGCCAAUGGGCCGAGAGGGGGCGGGGCCAGGCCGAGGUCCGGAGGCAGGCACGAGUGCGGCUCUCGGGGUCUCCAGUCAGAAUGGGCUGCUGAGGUCCGGCGGCUGUGUGGUAGAAUGGCGGCGAACGAGGGGCCGAGCGGGAAGCAUGAGGAGCAGCAGCCGCAGCCGGAGGCGGUGGCGUUCCAGGCGAGCGUCUCUCGUUGAAGUGGACCCUGGCCAGGACAACACGUUGGAGCAUCAGCACAUCCGAUACAACCCGCUGCAGGAUGAGUGGGUGCUGGUGUCGGCUCACCGAAUGAAGCGCCCCUGGCAGGGGCAGGUGGACCCCCUCCCCACCGAUGCCAUACCUCGGCAUGACCCCAAGAACCCCCUCUGCCCCGGGGCAGUUCGAGCCAAUGGCGAGGUGAACCCCAACUACAAGGGCACCUUCCUGUUCAAUAAUGACUUCCCUGCCCUGCAGCCUGAUGCGCCCGCUCCUGGACCCAGUGAUCACCCACUGUUCCGAGCUGAAGCUGCCCAAGGAGUUUGUAAGGUCCUGUGUUUCCAUCCCUGGUCUGAUAUCACACUGCCGCUCAUGUCUAUCCCUGAGAUUCGAGCUGUCAUUGAUACAUGGGCCUCAGUCACGGAGGAGUUGGGUUCUCAGUACCCUUGGGUCCAGAUCUUUGAGAACAAAGGAGCCAUGAUGGGUUGUUCCAACCCUCAUCCCCACUGUCAGGUGUGGGCUAGCAACUUCUUGCCAGAUGUGGCCCGUCGAGAGGAACAAAGCCAACGGACCUAUAGGAAGCAGCAUGGAGGCCCUAUGCUUUUGGAAUAUGGACGUCAGGAAGCAGAGAGAAAGGAGCGAGUGGUUCUAGAAAGUGAACAUUGGCUGGUGCUAGUGCCCUUCUGGGCUGUCUGGCCUUUCCAGACACUGUUGCUGCCACGGAGACAUGUGAAGAGGCUCCCAGAGUUGAACUCUGUGGAGCGGGAUGAUUUGGCCUGCAUCAUGAAGAAGCUCCUGAUCAAAUAUGAUAACCUAUUUGAGACAUCCUUCCCAUACUCCAUGGGCUGGCAUGGUGCCCCUACUGGGGCCAACGCUGAGGCUGACUGUGACCACUGGCAGCUCCAUGCCCACUACUAUCCACCACUACUUCGAUCGGCCACCAUCCGCAAGUUCAUGGUUGGUUAUGAAAUGCUGGCCCAGGCUCAGAGGGAUUUGACUCCAGAGCAGGCGGCCGAGCGAUUGAGGGCACUUCCAGAAGAUCAUUAUAAGCUUCGACAGAAAGACUCGUCUUGACAUGCAGCCCUGUGAAGGAAGCCGGGGUUAGGAAAGUUCCAAGCUGCUCUCUACAUCCCCAUCCCCAAUUCACUUCAACCCCCUUAUAGGUGGAGGAGGGUCUUGAAUUGCAAAUAAAUCUUUUGUUCCUGG
Antechinus flavipes (yellow-footed antechinus) is the source of this 1456-nucleotide messenger RNA. RefSeq names its product galactose-1-phosphate uridylyltransferase (gene GALT). Gene Ontology annotation, cellular component: cytoplasm. The record is from RefSeq and is a predicted model, not a curated record. NCBI's taxonomy places the organism in Eukaryota, Metazoa, Chordata, Mammalia, Dasyuromorphia, Dasyuridae. Bases 53 to 1324 code for a protein of 423 amino acids. Gene Ontology annotation, biological process: beta-D-galactose catabolic process via UDP-galactose, Leloir pathway. The transcript has 12 exons. Gene Ontology annotation, molecular function: UDP-glucose:hexose-1-phosphate uridylyltransferase activity; zinc ion binding.